AUGAAGUUACCUCAAGCAAUCCUCUUCCUCCUCGCGUUCGUCACGACGAUCCACGCCCUCGCGCUCCCCGCCUCGCUCGAACCCAUCUCCGAAGCCGCGAAAGAGCUAUUCAAACGCAAAGGCGGUGGAGGCGGAGGAGGUAGAGGAGGAAGUUCAUCCAGUUCAUCAUCAAGCGGAGGCCGUUCGGGUUCCUCAUCCUCAUCCUCCAGCUCCAGCAGUUCCUCCGGCCGAACAAGCACAAGCUCCAACGAAGGAGGCUCAACAUCCCGCGGCAGCGGAACAACCCCAGCCUUCAGCGGAGCAGGCGGAACCCGCUACUAUGGCGGAGGCGCCUCGGUGCCCUACAAAUCCGGCACCACACGCAGCAGUUUCGGCGCAGCGCCAUAUCUCGUAGGAGGCACUGUCCUCGGAAUCGGAGCUUUGGGCUUGUACGGCGCAUACGUCUACGCAUAUCCACAUUACUGGAAUUACUACAACCGCACAUCCAGCAAGAACGAAAGCCAUCCUGCGAAUUGCUAUUGCGCAAGAUAUACGGUUUGCGGCUGCGACGACAAUAAUUCCACCGAGUACCAGAAUUCUGUCGCGAAUAAUGCGAGCUUGGCGAGACUUGCGGAUAAUGGAACUCUUUAUGUUAACGGGUCGUUGCCGAAUGGUACUACUGCUGCUGGAGGUUCUGAUUCCGGCGCGGCGGGACUCUCGUUGAAGCAAAGUAUGGGGUUUUGGCCAGUUGUCGCUGGGGUCGGGUAUGCUGUUUGGUUUAUGUGA
Messenger RNA from Pseudocercospora fijiensis CIRAD86, 765 nucleotides. RefSeq lists its product as uncharacterized. The record is from RefSeq and is a predicted model, not a curated record. The transcript has a single exon. The coding region runs from base 1 to 765 and encodes 254 amino acids. Lineage: Eukaryota; Fungi; Ascomycota; Dothideomycetes; Mycosphaerellales; Mycosphaerellaceae.